This is a messenger RNA of Phyllotreta striolata, 7426 nucleotides long. NCBI's taxonomy places the organism in Eukaryota, Metazoa, Arthropoda, Insecta, Coleoptera, Chrysomelidae. The record is from the annotation of a GenBank genome assembly.
AUGGACGAAAAGACCCUCAAAAAGACCCAACCAAUAAACCUUCAAAAAACACCAAAAAAUCACCUAAAAAUCGACGAAAAAUCCAUCAAAACUCCACCCAAAAUUCCUCAAAAAAAGAAAUUCCAAUACAAGAGCUGCAACGCCGGCAUUCGGAGGCCAGGUUGGGCUCGACCGGCGGCGGGCGGCGGCGGCGGCGGCAUCGGCGGGGGCGGCCUCGGCCUAGGAGGCCUGGGGAGCGGGCUGGCGCCGCCCCGCAGUCCGGAGUUGAGGCGGCAUUCGGACGUGUCUCCGGCUUCGCUCAAGGAACUCGAAAAAUUAAAAGGCGCCGGCGCCAAGACGCCCGACCCGGACUGGUCGCGGAACCGAUGCGGACGCAGCGCGGCCUCCAGCCGUCAAAACAGCCCCCCUCGCGACGCCCCACCGGCGGCGGCGCCGCGCCCCCGCCGCCCCUCCAGGGUGGCCCGCCAGCACAGCUAUGACGACGAGAGCAACGAAAGCCCCUCUCGACAGCUUCCCUCUCAACUAAACAACCUCUAUAUUAGAGCAAUCUUUCGACCGCUUCCUCAGGUAAAGAACCCGCUCGCUCCCGGCUCAAACCAGGACAACGGGCUCGGCUUGCCGGCCCCGAUGCCCCGCCGGGCAUCCGCCUACGACGUGUUCUCGGUGCCCGGCCUCAGCACGGUGACCGCCGCCCCGGCCGCCGCCUCCGUGGCCGGCAGAAGGGCCUCUUUCAGAAUUGCCCCGCCGGAGCCGGGCAGCCCGCCCAGCCCCGACGGACCGCCGGCCACUUUGGUGGCCCCCGAAGAGGACAGGAGGAUGCGCCGCAGGGGAUCCCAUCUGCCGGACAUCGCCGGGCUGCGUCCGAUGGUGCCGAGACCGGCGCCGGCGCUCGAAGAUCUGGAGGCGACGCCGCGACGCCAGCAAUCGGUCGACGCCGAGGCGAUCAGGAUCGUCAUACACGACGUCGAUUCGGGAACGGCCGCCGCGGCGCAGAAACGGGUCCUGCUCAGGAGGGAUCCCGCCGAUAAGGCUCACAGAACCCGAGGCUUCGGAAUGCGCGUCGUGGGAGGAAAAACCGCCCCCGACGGUCGACUUUUCGCCUACAUCGUGUGGACCGUCCCCGGCGGACCCGCCGAAAAAGGCGGCCUUCAACAGGGCGACAAGGUGCUGGAAUGGGGCGGCGUGUCGUUGAUAGACCGCUCCUUCGAGGAGGUUUGCGCCAUCAUGGAUCGUACCGGGGACACCGUUGAGCUCCUGGUAGAGCACGCCACUGAUUUGAGAAUGUGCGAUCUUCUGGACGAUCCCAUACCGCCUCCAAGUACCAUCAUAACCGGCAGGAAACCAUCCGAGGCGAACAUUUCCGCAUUGCAUAUAGAGCCCCCCGAGACGGACAAGACGCCGUCGUCGCCGACGAGACGAAAACUACCCAAAACGCCGGAACAAAUCGCCCGAGAACGCGCCGUCAGCGGCAGGAUCCAGAUCCAGGUGUGGUACCACGACGAACGAAAAGAACUGGUAGUAGCGGUACUAGCUGCAGACGAACUCGCCGCCCGCGACGAUUCCCUAGGCUUCGGAUCGCUGCCCGAAGCCUACGCGAGAUUGUGCCUCUUACCUCUAACAUCCGAAGAGCAUUGUGUACAAACCGAAGUAGCCCCAGCCAGCCAGAACCCCAUAUGGAACGCGAAUUUGAACUUCCCCAACGUACCAGGCGACGAGCUGAUGGAGAGAGUCCUGGAGAUCACCUUGUGGGACCUCAUACCCCGCAACGAGCACGCCUUCCUCGGCGAAUGCUCCGUCGACAUCCAGAAGGCCUUCCUCGACGACCGCGCCGUCUGGUGUCGACUAGAAGACCCGCGCCAGGCGCGCGGCAAAUCGCCCCACACCUCACCAAGAGCCUCAAUCGCCGGCGCCGGCAAGCGCGGCGACUUCGGCGCCCAGCGCAGCGUCUCCGACGACGUCGAUUCGAUCGGCGAGUGCGCCAGCCUGCUGCACCCCGAUCACGCGUGGGGCUCCCGCCGGGGCUCCUCCCAAUCCGAGCAGCUCGAGGUCGAGGUCUACGAGCUCGGCAAGGACUUCUCGCGCUCGUUGCCCGGCUCCAGGAGGUCUUCGUUCCAAUCGGCGCAGGAGCAACAAGAGGUUGAGCGACCAGCUGCACCACCACCUCCUUCGUAUAGUAGGGAUAGAAGGAGGAGUAGUUGCACGAGGAUGUUGAGGGAUCCGGAGGAGAUACUCAAGUCGCUGAAGGCGGUGAAAGGGGAGCUGGGUAGGACGAUGAGCCUCACUGGAGAUAAACGACACAGACGUAAGUGUUGCUGUAGGAUUCUUAGAGUUGUGAGUAUAAGUUGGUUGAAUUGGGAAGGUUCGAGCGGAGCUGGGAGUCGGGAUUCGAGGAAGGAGAGCGUGGCGGAGUCAUCGGAGCCUUCGAAAGACAGCCCACCAUCGAGCCCGGAGCGUACCUCACCGCCCCAACUCGGUCCAGGUCAGAUCAAACCGCGAGGUUUCCGCUUGUCCAGCACCAAACCGGUGGAGAUCAAGCUGGGGUUGCAGAUGACCAAGGGCCAGCUGGAGGUGGAGGUGGCCUGCGCCAGGCACAUUCCGGCCAAGGAGGCGCCGCCCGACACCUACGUCAAGUGCUAUCUGCGCGACGGCGACCGUUGGUUGCAGAAGAAGAAGACGCGCGUGGCGAAGCACUCGUGCGAGCCCCAAUUCAGGCAGACGUUGAGGUAUCAGGCGUGCGACGCCUUGGGCAGAAGUCUGGUGGUGAUGCUGUGGGAGCGGCAGGGCGGGUUCGAGCACAACCAUGGGUUGGGCGGCGCCGAGGUGGCCUUGGACGCCGUGACGUUGACGCACGUGACGAGCGGUUGGUAUCCGUUGUUUCCGAUCCAUUCGUUGGGAUCGGAUUCGAACGAUUCGCCUUGACCUGGAGGCCUGGAUAGUCCCGGCGAGAGUCCGGUCGAGUAGGCUUUGAUUGUGUACAUUUCAGAUCGCGAUAUUGGGUUGUAGUAGGCUAUGAGUGCGAUUUUUGUGGUUUGUGUCAUUUGUCAUUGUGACAAAAGUGUUGUUUUAUCGAUCUGUCUUUGUUUAACUCGUAGAAAUGCGCCAUGUUGCGGUCUGGAUUGAAGCAAUCUGAAUGUAUCUAUCUUCCGCUUUGGUUCUGCUUUGUUCGUUUUGGAAGAUUAUGGCUACUUUUACACCAUUUUGUUCGAUAUGAUUAUAAGCGAUUGGGAGUAGUUGGCCCUAACUGUCAAUGUCAUAUGCUGGCCUACUGUCAUUCGAUGCCUUCUCCUCCUUCAAUGCGAUAACUGUCAACUGUCAUAUGUUAUUGGCCUACUAUCAUUUAUUAUCAUUCAAUACCUUCUUCUCCAUUUUGGUUUUUUUUAAAGAGUUUUAAAGGACUUUCUUACAUAAAAUGAGGCUUUCGAUUAGAUAAUGAGACUUUAUUUACCAAUUUCGGCUUACUGUGAGUCUGAUACAAGUCUUAACAGUCGGUUAUCGGAUAAUUAACUCCCAAUCAUUUAUAAUCACUCAAUUAUAAACACUCUUCUAAUUGUUACAAUGGUACAGAAACUAAAUGAAUUCUUUAAUUCUCUCGCUUAUUUCAUCUCUUACACGAAACCUUGAAUGCUAAAGUGCCUGUUGAUAGUAAAGAUGACGGGUGUGUUGAAAUUAGAAUCGUUCGAUUACAGACCAGCGAAAAUAGCUGUAGAUGUGACAUUUAGCGUCUUUUGCUAUUUAAGAAGGUCUGUAAGAUGGAAAUUGUACAUUUUCAACGCUUCUUGUUACGUGAGAGGAGUUCUAAAGGCUUCAAGCGCUGUAUAAUUGAAUUGAAACACCAAUUUGUGAAUUUGUAUACUUUGCACUAUAUUUUGUAUAAUAACUGAUGAAUGUUAUUCGUGAGUAUUAAUUGCUGGUAAAUGAUUAACCAUGUAGGGUGAUAGAAUAUAGAAAAAUUUGCCAAAUUAUUUGACCUUUCCGAGAGUCGUGAAAAUUUCAUUACUCGUAUAAAAAAAAUCUUCCAUAUCAUUUCUUUACUGAAUAAUCCAUAUCUUCUACUCAAUAUAUCAGUAUAGUUGAAAGGACCAAAAGUCGUAUUUUCGAAUUAUUUUCAACAAAAAUAUCCAGCUUAAGAGAUCAUUGAAAUUUUUAAAAGAACGAUAUUUUUAUAAUUUCUUUUAGCGUAUUGAAAAUUGAAAUUAUCUUUCGCGAAAUAUAUUUAAAAAAAAAGUAGGUAGAAUGUGUAACAUAAUUACCAUUGUAAAAACAAAUCGAUGUGAACUAAUUAAUUGUAAAUACUCAAAAAUACUUUUUUUCCUAAAACACUUUUGGCUCAUCUAUCGCGAAUUUACCGAAAACAUUACAAAGUUUUCCCAAAGUCGGUUUGAUACACACUUUGGCAACACUGUACGUUUUCAAAAUCUCUAAAUUGCUUUAAGAUAACGAAAACUAAUCAUCAAAUUAUCCAUAAUUAAUAUUUUUCUAUCGGCUUUUGACAAUCUAAAUCUAUAGUAGGUUCUCCUACGACUGAGUAAAAAAAAUUCUUCUAAACAUUUAUAAUGUACGUAAUAAAUGCCUAGGGAAGCACAAAAAGUAUUGUCGAGGACUCUGGAAAAAAUUCGGAAAGAAAAUUGUGCCAAAAUUGACGUUAAAUUUAAAAAAUGGAAAGUAGAAAAAAAAAUUCGAUGUGUUCGUUCGCCUAAAAAUAUACAGAGUGGUCGAACUAUACGCGAAAGAUUCAUCCGAUAACGGAUCACCCUGUAUAAAACUGUUUAAGAAACGCAAAAAGUUUCCUUUAAAAACCAUUCACUCGUAGUAAAUUAGGUUUAAUUUCGCAAAAAUCAGUUCCAUUAAGCUGUUAUUUCCACGUGGAAAAUUCGAUGGAAAACCAUCGAAAUUUCGGCCCUACAUACUCCUAUCCUUAUUAUAAGAAUUGAAUAGAAAAAGAUGCAUAAGAGUGGCUAGGGGAACUACCGCAAGUCUUUCAUAUUCAACUUAUAUCUACGGGAAAUAAAACGAGGAGGAAAAUUCAUUCGUAAGUGAAUUUUCUUCUAAUUUAUUUUCUACAGUGAAAAUUCGACCAUCACAACAGAGGUGAUAACUCUUACCCCCGUAUUCUGAUGUUUUUUUUUAUAACCAACUGGUUUUGUAACCGAAAAUUCGGAAAUAAUAUAAUCGUUAGUUACAAAACCAUUUGGUUAUAAAAAACUUCUGAACACGGGGGUUAACCACUCGUAUUCAUCUUAAAACUUCUUAAAAUAUCUAUAAAAAAAUAUAUAUUACAUAUUGUAAUCAAUGGCCUAACAUUGAAACAUGACAAUCCACUUUAUAUAAAUAAUAUUCUACAUGGACGAUCAGUGUCUGUAAAUGUUAGAAUAGCGUUGAAUAUUAAUCUAUUAAAAUGAAUUUAGCUAGUGACAAUCUGUUGAAUGUUAGUUUAUUCGUUAAAUAAUAUCGAAAGUAUUUUGAAUCGGUUUAUGCACUGGGGUGGAAAAUUUAUUAUAUCUUUUAGUAAAUUGGUUUUAUAAGGCUCACUGUUUUGUGAGUUUUUACGAGAUAUACUUCUCUAAAACUCUUUUUUUAAUCAAGCGUGGGACACACUGUAUAUAGGGUGUAUCUAAAUAACACCGACAAAUUUUUUGAAAAAAAUGAUUUUUAUUUUUGGCUGUCAUUUAAUUUUUUUUUCUCGUAAACGCUCAAGUUAUUGAAAAAACUUGUAGAGAUAAAAAAGUUAGUAAACGAAUUGGGCUUUUCAGCCAUAUUUUUUUUAAAGAAAAAUUUUCAUCUAGAAAAAAGUUGCAGGAAAAAACGUCUUAGGGGUUGACAAUUUCAACCCCUUCUAAGCACACUUCGGGGUUGAAAAAAUUUCAGAACGUCCAGUUUCGUUGACGAAUAAUAUUCCCCAAGUUUCGCGUCUUUAGCUUAAUAUACAGGGAAAAUAAAGAGGAAAAUUAAAUUUUUAUUUCAAUUUUCGGAGGGGUAUAACUUUUCAGUGAAGGGUUUUUUCAAAAAAUUUUAUACCAAGCACCCACCUUAAUUUACAUCACUGAAUCACCUCUUAAAAUUUUUCGGCGUUAUUUUGCAUUUCGUAUUUUCGUAUACAGCAUGUCCCACGCUAAAUAGGGACGCACUGUAUAUUACAUUGGUUUUUCACAGAUUGUACACAUGGAUGUGCGUUUGUAUGACUGUAAAUGUAUUAAGCACAAUAUAUAAUAUACGUUUUCGAAUCGACAAAAGGAACAUUUUCGAUUAUUCUGUAAUAAAAUUCUCUUGAGAGUUCUUGCUGGUCGAGAACCGAUUCGAUUGGGGAUUUUUCAACUGAGAACCGUCCGUUGUCGAUUCGAAUACUAUAAAUGUUAGUUAUCGUUGUGUCUUCUUGAUGAUUUCGAACUUUUUAAACACGUUAUUUUGGAUUAGAAAUAUACAGUGCUUUUCAAUAGUAACAGUUCAUUAGAGAUUAUACAGUUGGAGUUUCUGAGGAGUUGAGAAUUUGAAAAUUUUUGUGUGAGGUGUAAUCGAUGUUGCGAAUUUUUCUGGAAUAUUUUCAAAUUCGCCACUCUUCAGGAACUCCUACUGUAUAGACUCUAAUGGACUGUUACUAUUGAAAAGCACUGUAUAAAAUCCAUUCGAGCAUAAUUCUAAUCGAGCCAUUGGCGACUCAACCAGUGCGAAAUGUGUAUAAUAAAUGCAAAUUAUUUUAAUAUUAAAAAAAUCUAUUUGAGCGAACCUCUAAUAAUAUCUCAAUUAUUUUUGUUAUAUUAAACGCCGUAAGUGUAUAUUAAAUAAAUGUAAAAAUACAACAAUUACAAAUCCAAAAUUUAGUCGUUUAAUUUCACAAUUCAAUGCAGGAUUUUCGAAGAUAUUUAUUUACACAAUAAUUUACAUUAUACAGGGUGUUAAUUAAUUGAGUGUCGAUACUUCGGGGUGUAAAUAUUUGGGUGAUUUUAAGAAGAAAAGUUUAAAAGAAGAAAAAAUACUUUUCUCUCAUAAUUUUCUUAUUACUCCAGAUAUUUUUAAAAAAUUUGGGACGUGGAUGUCACUGAACACUAAAAAUGAACACACAAACACCCCAAAAAAUAGAAAUAUUUCGAAAAUUAAGCGAUUUUCAAAAAGUUUUGUUCUGCAAAAAUUAUAGAGAAAUGUUUUUUCUACUAGUUAAAGUAAAUUAUGUGUUUCUAUCUCGAUUAGUUUUCGAGAUAAUUGUGAUUUUGUAUUGAAAUGUACUCAAAUCGACAAUUUUUGGGGAAUUCAUACAAAUUUAAAAAUAUCUCGAAAACUAAAAGGUUUUAGAAAAAUUUUCUUUCUUUAAAAAUUGUAGAGGAACGUUUUUUCUACUGAAUGAAAUAAAUAGGAUAUUUCUAUCUUAAUUAGUUUCCGAGAUUAUUGUGGUUUUUUAUUGAAUUGUACUCAAAUCGAUCAUUUUUGGGAAAUC